AUGAAUCUAGUCAACAGUGUGAGCCUGUUUAUGGAGAUCGUCCUAGUCGUCUUCGGUAUCCCGGGCAACGUCAUCAUCAUCGUGGUUUCCUACCUGUACGCUCGGAGGUCCAGCACUGAUCUUCUCAUCGGCUUUCAAGCCGUGAUCGAUCUCCUCGCCUCUAUAUGUGCCUUUUAUUCCAUUGUCAUGAUAACAGGACCCGAUCAUGUCACUGACACCUUCUGUAAGAUAAAGGCAUUUUCACUUCGUUAUGUUCGAUAUACGUCCCUUUUCUUCAUGGCGGCAAUAGCUCUUGAUCGUUUCCGUGUCGUAUGCCGUCCGCUCGAUCAGCGCUGGUCCUGGAAAUCAGUACAUAUUGUUAUUCUGGUGCUUUUCUGCAACAUGCUGGGAAUCGCCAUCAGCGUCCCCCUCGCUCUAGUGAUAGUUCCGCGCCAAUUUGUUUCCGGUGUACGAUGUGUCCGAUCCGUAAAUCAAUUCCCUUUCUUUGAUCUUAUCUACGCUAUCAUCACCACGAUGCUGUUCUUCAUAGCGUUGUUAGUCACCAGUGCUCUGUACCUGAAGGUGUUUCAGGUCAUACGGAAACAGAAUCGGAUCCGCGCGACUAUGGCAGCGCCUCCUCUGUCUGAGACUGUGAACAAUGCCCCUGCGGAAGGGUCUUCAGACAAUGGCGCCACAAGUCACCAUGUCCAAGGAAUUAGCACGGUAUCUGGAGGAAACUCCACACAGGAGAUGACGGAAGUUGUUCAAUCAGGUGUGGUCCCAAGAAGACGACCACUGUUGCUCUUUAAGGGUGCCUGGCGCGUGGCUCCGGAUGAACGACGGGAAGACUGCAUAGUUGAAAUGAACGGACUAGGGUCAGCCAACCAACCUCCUAUGGAAGACCAAUCGUCAAUUGAACAGCAGCAACAUGAUGAGCUUCUACAACCAAAGCAAUUAAAGACGAUGAAUCUACUAACACCCAAUGAUCACGAGGGAGACAUUAACCACUCACAGAUGAUAAGGCUAGGAUCACCAGGACAAAACCCCCAAGAUACGCGCCUACAGAAGAAGAAGAAGAAGAAGACGACGAUGCAGGCAGCCGCUCGCAAAGAACGGCAGACGACAGUCAUGCUACUCGUCAUCACCAUCAUCUUCUUUGUAUCCUGGCUGCCAGGAAUCAUCAUCACUCAUAUCCCGAGUCAGGCCCUCAGGGCUUUUCGAAUAAGCGCCUUCAACAAUCUGCUCGUGAUUGUUGGUUAUGCCCUUCGUAACAUCAACCAUAUCGUCAACGUGUUCAUCUAUACUCUCAUGAGCAGACGGUUCAAGCAGCAGUGUACACAAGUCAUCAGGAAACUUCUACGCAGAAGGCAACAUUAA
Strongylocentrotus purpuratus (purple sea urchin) is the source of this 1356-nucleotide messenger RNA. Its product is annotated as gastrin/cholecystokinin type B receptor-like. The record is from RefSeq and is a predicted model, not a curated record. Gene Ontology annotation, biological process: neuropeptide signaling pathway. The transcript has a single exon. Lineage: Eukaryota; Metazoa; Echinodermata; Echinoidea; Camarodonta; Strongylocentrotidae. Gene Ontology annotation, cellular component: membrane. The coding region runs from base 1 to 1356 and encodes 451 amino acids. Gene Ontology annotation, molecular function: neuropeptide receptor activity.